GUGAAACUGAGUAGGGCGACACAGACCCGGAAGUGACUUUAACGUUGUGGAAGCGUGAGGAGAUUGUGUGGAGCUGCUCACAUUUAAUUUACUGAAAGAGAAAACUAAUAAAAAUGAGUUUGUUAAACAAGCCCAAAUCUGAGAUGACUCCAGAGGAGCUCCAAAAGCGAGAGGAGGAAGAGUUUAACACCGGUCCACUUUCAGUGCUCACCCAGUCUGUGAAGAACAACACACAGGUUCUUAUCAACUGUCGCAACAAUAAGAAGCUAUUGGGCAGAGUCAAAGCCUUCGACAGGCAUUGUAACAUGGUUCUAGAGAAUGUCAAAGAAAUGUGGACUGAGGUGCCCAAAAGUGGCAAGGGCAAGAAGAAGUCGAAGCCGGUCAACAAGGAUCGUUACAUCUCAAAGAUGUUCCUGAGAGGCGAUUCAGUCAUUGUGGUGCUGAGAAACCCACUCAUAACCGGGAAAUAAACCUGACGUAUAACACAUCUGUUCAAGUACAGGCGAUCUCCUGGACAUUCCUGUUAAUUAGACCUUUGAGCAAAAGACUUCUUUUGUACUCAAGGAACAGUACACAGUUUGUCUUGUGCUGCAACAUUUUGAUGGGAAACCUUUAGCAUCAUUUUUAAGAGAUUGCCUGGUCAAAGAAAGAAGACCUUUUUUUGUUUAUGUUGUAUAAAAAUGUGCUUUUUACAAAAAAUAAAUAAAAGUUUGGAUAUUCAAACAUC
Messenger RNA from Carassius auratus (goldfish), 727 nucleotides. RefSeq names its product small nuclear ribonucleoprotein Sm D2. Gene Ontology annotation, cellular component: small nuclear ribonucleoprotein complex. Gene Ontology annotation, molecular function: RNA binding. The transcript has 3 exons. Lineage: Eukaryota; Metazoa; Chordata; Actinopteri; Cypriniformes; Cyprinidae. The coding region runs from base 114 to 470 and encodes 118 amino acids. Gene Ontology annotation, biological process: RNA splicing. The record is from RefSeq and is a predicted model, not a curated record.